Messenger RNA from Daldinia loculata, 1475 nucleotides. Its product is annotated as putative protease inhibitor. NCBI's taxonomy places the organism in Eukaryota, Fungi, Ascomycota, Sordariomycetes, Xylariales, Hypoxylaceae. Bases 643 to 1185 code for a protein of 180 amino acids. The transcript is spliced from 3 exons. Gene Ontology annotation, biological process: regulation of proteolysis; regulation of Ras protein signal transduction. The record is from RefSeq and is a predicted model, not a curated record. Gene Ontology annotation, molecular function: phospholipid binding; peptidase inhibitor activity.
GCCUGUUUUAAGUCUACUUUUUUUUAUCCGUGUCCGCCUUGAUUUGCCGAUGUUGUAUUACCGGAGCCGAAACGCAUAUUUCGGGGCAAGUGGGGCGGCAAUUCUGGUGAUCACAACACUAAAGGCUCCGCCGACGGCUACCAUCUUUGCUUUAAGCUUCAUAGGGCGGGGAGAAGGGGAGAAUAGAAUAUAUGCAAUAUACCUAUGCAAAGCUUAGAACAUGAACUCUUCUAGUGAGAUAUCAUGUACUUUACAUUCUAUAGGGGAAAGUAGGUAAUCAUUAAGUCUUUUGCCAUGUUUAUAGUGCUCCUAUGCGGAUAUAGGGAUUAAAGAGAUGUCAGUCGGUUACAAUAUCAGAUUGAAUCACGUUGUCUCUACCGCUGAUGACAGUUACAUAAACAAAUACCACGACUUUGGACCCGUCAUAUCCAGGUUUCUCAUUAUUAGAGUCGCAAUCUUGGCGGACUUUAUCGAGUCAAUUCCGCUAAUCUCCGUCCAACAAUCACACUUUAUAACAAUCCCCAUCUUUAUGUUGGGUGGGAAAGAGUCCAGAUAUAACUCAUCUUAUAUCUCAUCAAUCAUAAACGUAGCUCUUCAACUCAUCGCCUACAUUAUCCGAUCACAUAGUUAGAAGCAUUGAAAAUGCCUGCCAAUAACAGCGUCAAGACGGCGCUAUCGCUCAUCGAGAACGACAAGUCCAAAGUUCUGGGCUUAAGCGUCGGCAAGCAUGCCAACGUCGAACCUGGGCUGUAUAUCCCAAAGGCCGACGCCCAAUCAGAGCCAGAAAUCAGCUUCGCAUCGGCGUCGCCCGAGAAAACUUACCUAAUAGUAAACCUCGAUCUCGACGCUCCGUUCCCGUCCUUCAGCGUGUUAGGUCCGGUGCUCCACUGGAUCCAGUCGGACUUGAAUCCCACGCCAGCCGCCGACGGUAACGGAUUCACCCUCAAGUCUACGGCGCCCUUCAUAGUAAAUUACAUUGGCCCUGCGCCGCCGCCGCCAAGCGCGCCACACCGAUAUGCUUUCUUCCUGUACGAGCAGCCUGAGGGCUUCGACGUCAAGAAACAUGCACCGGCUGGCGGGAAGCCUGUCGGGGUUUCGCGCCGCAUGCGCUUCGACUUAGACGGAUGGGAGAAAGAGCUUAAGCUUGGGCCUGUGCUCGCUGUUAAUUACUUCAAUAGCAAUUAGGCACUACGGCUUAAAGUGCAUCUGUGAUCUUUUGCUCGGGGAGAUUUACGGCCUGUCCUUAGUCAAUGGAAUAAAUGAUUGUUUGUUUGUUUGUUUUUUUCUUGGGCUGGAGCGGUGACGGACAGGGCCGGAUUGCGAUAUUAUUAGGUCAAUUUUCGGUGCCUUCAUAUACCCACAAUAUAGAUUCCAAUGCUGAAUUGUCGGAAUUCUUACUGGUUAAAAAGGAGAUGCCCGAGCGGCUCUGGUACAAUUUGCUAAUCAAAACUCCCUGGAUUGCAUUUUUCGCAUUC